Colossoma macropomum (tambaqui) is the source of this 2862-nucleotide messenger RNA. RefSeq names its product thioredoxin related transmembrane protein 3b (gene tmx3b). The transcript has 16 exons. Bases 57 to 1436 code for a protein of 459 amino acids. NCBI's taxonomy places the organism in Eukaryota, Metazoa, Chordata, Actinopteri, Characiformes, Serrasalmidae. Gene Ontology annotation, cellular component: endoplasmic reticulum. Gene Ontology annotation, molecular function: protein disulfide isomerase activity. Gene Ontology annotation, biological process: peptidyl-cysteine oxidation. The record is from RefSeq and is a predicted model, not a curated record.
UCAGUGAGUGUACGGUUACUUCUCCGUUUCCUGGCUGAAGCUCUCAUUCAGUAAAGAUGGCAGGAGUGAGAGCCGCUUUAGCCUGUGGAGCUCUCUCGGCGGCUCUCUUCACCUCGGCGGUGUUUGCCUUCGUCGAGGAUCUAGAUGACAAGUUUAAAGACAACAGAAUGGACGAUGUCUGGCUGGUGGAUUUCUAUGCGCCAUGGUGCGGAUACUGCAAGAAGCUGGAGCCCAUCUGGUUCGAGGUGGGAGCGGAGCUAAAGAACUCCGGGUCACCGGUCAGAGUGGGCAAGAUGGACGCCACUGCGUACUCCGGUGUGGCCUCAGAGUUUGGCGUGCGAGGUUACCCCACGAUAAAGCUACUAAAGGGGGAAUUAGCCUAUAAUUACAAGGGCCCCAGGACCAAAGAUGACAUCAUUGAGUUCGCUAACAGAGUGGCUGGGCCCGCGGUGCGCUCCCUCCCCAGCAGACAGAUGUUUGAGCAUGUCCGGAAGAGGCACGACGUGUUGUUUGUGUACGUGGGGGGAGAGUCUCCACUCAAGGAGAAGUACGUAGACGUGGCCUCCGAGCUUAUUGUUUACACCUACUUCUUCUCUGCUUCCGAAGAGGUCCUACCAGAGUCUCUGACUUUGCCUGAAUUGCCCUCAGUCGUUGUCUUCAAGGACGGCACCUACUUCACUUAUGAUGAGUACGAAGACGGCAGCAUAUCUUCAUGGGUGAACAGGGAACGUUUCCAGGGUUACCUGCAGAUCGAUGGCUUCACACUCUACGAGCUGGGCGAGACCGGUAAAUUGGUGGCAAUUGCAGUCAUUGACGAUAAGGAUCCAACAGAGGAAAGCGCGAGGUUAAAGAGUCUCAUACAGAGAGUCUCCAGCGAGUACAGGGACGACUUCAACAGGGAUUUCCAGUUUGGCCAUAUGAACGGCAGUGAUUACAUCAACAGCCUCAUCAUGGGCGAGGUGUCUGUGCCGUCUAUUAUCAUUCUCAACACGUCCAACGAGCAGUACUUCCUGCCCAGUGAGCCGGUGGAGAGUCUGGAGCAGCUGAUCCAUUUCAUCAGGAGCGUCCUGGAUGGCACGGCUCAGGCCUACGGAGGGGACGGAAUAUUCCAGAGGAUCAAGCGCGUGGCCUACGACGCCAGAUCGACCGUCAUGUCUGUGUUCCGCAGUUCUCCGUUGCUGGGCUGCUUCCUCUUCGGCCUGCCGUUAGGAGUCAUCAGCCUGAUGUGCUACGGGAUCUGCACGGCCGAGUCUGACGAUGGCGCGGAGGACAUGGAGCUGAUGAAGAGAGAGGGGCUGACAGAUGAGGAGGAGGAAGAGGAGGAAGAAGAGGAGCGGCGCCGUCAGGCCAAGCUUGAGGGACCUGAAGAGGAGGAGGAGGAGGAGGGAGAUGAGGAGGAGGAGGAAAAGAGCCCAGCGGAGAAAAAGCUGGAUUAAUGCAGGGGAGGUGUGUGGAUGGAUGUGAGCGAAUGGGAAGAUGAAAACAGCGACCGAGACCUUAAACACAUAUCCGGGUUUAUGAUGAUGUUCUUUUCUCUGCUCUCCAGUUUUACUGCUGCGGAGUUUAGCGGGUCUGUUAGACUCGUUUCCUUGUUUGAGUGAUUCUUCUUCUUUCGUUUUUUUCUAUUUAUGGGAAUUAGGAUGUGAAAUAUCUUUAAAAAAUCUUUAAAAGUGGUCCUGAGCCGCUGCUCAGUUUAAAAGGUUUUCUCGAGGGGAUGUGGAUGGACGGAUGGGGUGGGAGAGGAAAUCAAGCCAAAUAUUUGGAUUAAGUGACUUUAAAUCUUAAGGGCCAUCUUUCAUAGGUCAUCCUGUUUUGCUACCUGUUUAUAGCAGUAAGACCCAUUGUAGUUCACCCCCCCAGUACACUGUGCACCUUUCUCCUGUCUUCCUUAGUGCUCUUCGAAAUGAUAUCCCUCCUCGUGGGUAACGGCUUUUAGGCUUUCGGAAUUUAUCAGAUUUUUGUUGCCAAGUUUAACUGGAUUUUGUUUUUCCUGUUGGAAUAUAAAAUACACUGGUGCACUGGCAGCCUCUGACACGGCCUGUAUUUUUCGAUGCUGAACCCCACCCACAUCUUUUAAAUCAGUCACUCUCAACUACUGUAAUCAGAUGGAGAACCACUUGAACCUCACAUUCAAGCUUCAGUCCACGGCUGAUUAGCUUCAGUCUCCAGCCAGUAGUUCAGCCUGGACUCCAGGCACUGCCUCACGCAAACCAGUCAUCCCAUUUAACCCUUUCAGCAAAACAGAAUUGGAAAUCUGGAGCCGGAUUCACAAAAACUUGACGAAAAACUUGCGAAGCUUCUUAAGAUAAACGUUAAGAAGUUUAUGCAAAUGUUCUUAAAUGCAAUUCUCAAAAAAAAAAUUUAUUUCUCAAAUAUUGUCUUAAGAUAAUCUGUUGCAAUUUACAGCUCACCAUCAACAACAUGAGAUACAUUUGUUUUAACUGUCUGUGCUUAAAAACUAUCAAGAUUAAAACCUAAUGGUUUUGAUUUCUGAUGGAAAUUGGCUCAAUGGUUUCCAGUUGGCAAGGCAAGGUUAUUUAUAUAGCACCUUUCGUAAACUGCUGUCAUUCAAAGUGCUUUACAGAGUCGUUUUUAAAAAAGUAAACGCAAACAGAAAAACAAUUAAAAACAACAUUAAAAUCGUAAUGUAAACAUGAUUAAAGAAUCAUUAAAUUAAAAAUCUAAUUAGAAAUUAAAUUAGGAUAGUUAAAUACAUUAAAAACUAAAAGCUAGAUUAGAGACCACUGUUUUGCUGUAGAACCUUUAGAUCCCAUUUGGAAACCAUCAAAUGUGUUUAGAAUCAGCCACUGGUCACCUGUUAAACCAUUAGGAUCCUUUAUACUGUGAAAUUAAUGCAUCAAA